UAUUACGCUAUACUUAUUUUUAUGGUACUUAUUAAACAAUUGAAUUAUAUAAAGACUCAGCGAUAAAAAUAUAGUAAAAUUUUAUACAUACAAAAUUUUCAAAUUUUAUGAUAAUAUCUUAAAUACGUUAUUGAUUUUUUAACGAUUAAUAAAACUUUUAAGAUACAAAUUAAUUUAAUUAACGAUUCGGAUAAUCUAAUACAAUAAGCAUAUAAUGAACACAAUUUUCCUUAGUGUGUUUGUAGUUCCUAUUUUGUCCAUAUCUGUCGCUGAAGUCGCAUUCACUACGAGCAAUAGGUGUUGAGUAGCUUAGUUUUGUAACAAUAAUGUGAUUGUAAGAUCGUUCAGUUUUUUCAGUAUUGUAUAUGUCAAAAAAACACGUGUUAGAUUGUGUAAUACAUACAUACAUACAUACAUACAUACAUACAUACAUACAUACAUAUAUAUAUAUAUGUUGAUAUUUGUAAUUUAUUUCUUUCAUCAUUAAUCAUAAUACAGUGUAAAAGUAUGGAUUCACACGAAAAGGUUACAUGGAAAAUUACUGAAAAUUCUGUAAAUGAUAGAAUGAUAGAAUCUUCAUUAGUUCAUAGAUUUAGUAGCUCAAAAAAAUUUAGGAAAAGAACUAAAUUACUUAAUAAUUGGUUAGAAAAUCAUAGAACCUUAAAAAGUUAUAAGGAUUAUGUUGACAUGAAAAAAUUAAUAAAUAGAAAUGAACCAAAAGAUUCAUUAACUGAAGACGAUAAUAGCUAUGGAGAAGAGGAUUAUUUCAUCAAGCACAGAAAUAUAUAUGCAAGUAAGACACAGAAAUCUAAGAAUGAAAUAUAUAAUAAUAAAGGCAUUAUUACUUCUACCUCAAAGAAAAUCAAAACGCAAGAAAAUGAAAUUUCAUUCACUGAUUCAUACUCUCAUCGAACGAAGAAAAAAAAUAUAAGAACGAGAUCAAAUAUUCUUCAAGAUAAGUAUCAUGAUAAUUUACAAAAUACUGAUGUUCCAGUUAAGAAAAAACAAUCAAUAGGUUUACAAUAUUUGAAAGAAACUGAGGAAACACAACUUAAAGAUAAUAAAGAAAAGAGUUCUAACUUUUUAAAUACCUGUGAUGACAAUACUGUAAUUAAGACAAAAACAAAAUCAACAGGAGCAUUUUCUAAUCGUAAAUGUAAUAAUUCAUCAUUAAAUGAUAAAAAGACUUAUAAAGGAAUAUUAGAUUUUAAAUGUCUUGAGAAUAAUGAUGUUUCUACUCAUGGUGUAAAUCAGAAAAGUAUAGAUAACUCUAAAAUUUCAAAAAUUGUUAAUCAUAUUCAAGAGGAUGUAUCAUAUAAUAUAAGUAACAUCAGGCAAACUACAGAAGAUAUUUCGCAUGACGCAACUCCUGAAAAACAAAAAAUAGCAACUUGUAAUUCUAACGUGUUGCGUGAUAAUAUAGAUUUAUCCGAUAUUAAAAGUAGUAAAGAUAAAAAUGACAUAUGCUUUCUUAAUUCACUUGCUAAACAAACAGAAAAGUCAUCUCCUAGAAUUAUAUCUUCUGAAAUUAUCAAUAUUAAAUAUAAAAAGAUUAAUAAUGAAGAAUCUUACAAUAACUUAUCGAAUGAAUUUUAUAAUAGUGCCAAGUUAUUAAAAAAUAAGUAUUUUCAAGAACUUUCAGAAUAUGAACAAGAAGAAGAACCACAAAAAAGUUUAACUUAUCUAGAUAGUACAAAUAGCAGUAUUAUAUCAACAUCUGAAAAACGCUUAAAACAGCUUAAAAAUUUUAAUUUGACUACAGAAGAUAGUUCAAGUGAGGACGAAAUGGUACAACAAGAAAAUUUAAAUAAAGAAAUUUUGUUUAAUAAUUCAAAUUGUACGGUUACCAAAAAGAUUAUGACUUGUAAUACAAAUUUAAAUUCAACUAUAAAAAGUGCUUCAAGCGAGGAUGAAAUGCUACAACAAAAUAUAAAUGAAAAGAUUUGUAUUAAUAAUUCAAAUGAUAUUUCCAUAAAAACAACAUGGAGUAAAUUAAAAUUAAAUAAAUCAUCUAACAUAGAUCAUAAAAGUAACAUAGAUCAAAGUAUUUUUAAUAUACGGAAUAAAAAUAAUAAUAUAAAUCACAAUAACAGUAUUGAUUAUCACAGUGAUGAUAACAAUAAAUAUUCCACAAAACCUAGAGAAACAGAUAUAUCUAAAAAUUAUGAACCAUUACAAACAUUUCAUGAAAGACCUUGCAAUUUACAAGAUUUUAUCAAAGAAGAAAAGUUAUUUCAGGACUCAACUACAUCAGCUUUUACGCUUAAAGAUCUCUCCAAAGACGAUGAAAUUUUUCUUUUAGAUAUUCCAAGAACAGUACAAUUGGAAGAUUUAAAAGGUCAAAGAAUUAUUUUAAAACAGAAAAAAUUGAAACUUGGAAAAAAUAAAUAUGAGAUUUUGUACAAAGAUGUAGCAUCUCAAUCUUGUGUUUUUAAUACUUGUAAAAAUAAUAAACCAUACAAAAUAGUUAACAUUAAACCCACUGGCUCGAUUGUGGUAAGACGAAAAUUAUAUCCAUCAUAUUUGACAAAAAAUUCUGAACAUAAAAUAAAACCUUAUAAUAUUACAUAACAUUAACUAAUUUAUAAAUUUACAAAUAAAUAUGAACAAAAUAAUUGUAAAUAUUAUUUUAUCAAUUAUAUUUUAUUACUAAAACAUUCUGUUUGUACUGAAUCAAUGUUGAAUUUUAUUACUAAAAUAUUCUAUUUAUAUUGAAUACAACAUUAUAUGUAUGUAUGUUUGUUAGAAAAAGAUCAUUCGUGCAGAUGAGAAUAAAUAAUCCCUUCGAUUACUUAAGGCUGUUCAUCCUUGAAUUUAUGAUGACUUACUCCAACAAUGAGAACAGAUGUAAUUCUUGAUCGAUUUUGAUGAACAACAUCUUAUUUUAAUGACACGAUCAUCUAUCCAAAAAGUUCCGAGACUGGAUUAAUAAAAAAAUAGAAAAAUGUUAAGAAUGUGGUUUCAAGUGUUCUUCAGGUAUUCUACGUAGUCUGUCCCCACUUGAGUACAACGCAUAGAAUUCCAAUUUUGAGAAAUAUUUUUUUUUAAUUAAUUAGUAUUAUUAUAUUUUCUUCCAUUUGCGUUCAUUAAUUUUAUCUUUCAAUCUUUCUGUCGUGCUAAACUCCUUAAUGUGGUAAGUCUUGGCUGGGAUGAAGGAAAAAGAGAAUAUUUCUGAUUGAAUUUUAUGAACAAAAUUAGGCAGUUUAUAUAUCCUUCUUGAAACCAAAGAUAUUGCAAUCAAGAAGUUAAGAGUAGCGAAGGAAGAAAAAGGAAAAAAAAAUGUGAAAAAAGUAAAAGUAGACCUGCUCAAAAUUAAAAAUCAAUUGCAAGUAUAGCUUUGGAAGAAAAGAUAAAACAAGAAAAACUUAACCAAGAAAUAGAAAAGAAUUUCGUUCCAGAUAUAGUUUUCACAGAAUUGUUUUGAAGUUAAAAGUAGAAGGUUACAAAAGGAAGAAUAAGCAUGACAAUUCGACAUAUCACACAAAAAGUCGCAAGGAAAGAGUACAACGAAACUGACAAAAAAUUAAAGGCUUGUCACAGCUCUGAAAUCUAUGUCUAUGAUUUUAAGCAUUGAAUAAAUUUCUAGGCGUUAGAAAUUAUCGUCAUUUGCUUUUAAGAUUUCGUCAUUUGUGUGAGAUAUAAAAUGCAAUUAUAUCGUUGGACAGUUAAUUAUCAGAGGGCCACCGUUAGACGCAUUUGAAAGAAGCUAGGUUUCAUUCUCCUAAAAGAUUUUAGAAUGUGGUCACGUUUUAAAAUCAUAUUCUCAUAAAUAACUUUACUCCUCGCAAAUACCAAUAUAAAAACCUUAUGUUACUAUCGUAUAAGAGUGCAUGACAGAAGUUAAACUUUUUCAAAUAAUUUUGUCUCGCCUAAUGUAGUUACUUAAUUUUAAUUCCUCAUCCAAUUUCAUCUACUUAUAAGUUUUUGGUUUCGGAGAAGACCGGUUUUAAAACUUAUG
Messenger RNA from Vespula vulgaris, 3958 nucleotides. RefSeq lists its product as uncharacterized. The coding region runs from base 508 to 2571 and encodes 687 amino acids. The transcript is spliced from 5 exons. Lineage: Eukaryota; Metazoa; Arthropoda; Insecta; Hymenoptera; Vespidae. The record is from RefSeq and is a predicted model, not a curated record.